This is a messenger RNA of Fraxinus pennsylvanica, 3324 nucleotides long. Lineage: Eukaryota; Viridiplantae; Streptophyta; Magnoliopsida; Lamiales; Oleaceae. The record is from the annotation of a GenBank genome assembly.
AUGGGGUGUCUUGUUGUCGAGUCAACUCAGUCUCAGACUCGGACUGAAGAAACCAUAACUGAAAAUGGUUCAAAGGAUAAGAGAAAGAAUCGUCGAUCCAGACGAUCCAAGCGAAAUUCCUCUCUCUCAGCUAGUAGCUCAGUAAGUCAAAUACACGGUGGUGAAUCGAGUCCUGUGGAAGGUGAUUGCUCACUGAAUAGAAUGGGCUCUGAUGAGCGUCAUCAACUGCCGCAAGCAUCUAAUGCUGGAGGGUUCAACUCUUUGUCGACAAUGGAUGUUAAUGAACAAACUGCAGAUGAAAAUUUGCAGAAUAUGCCAGCACUUAUGCUUGAUAUUAAUGGAGAACUAUUGUCUAAUUCAUGCCAUGAUUCGGCUGUCAAUGAAGAGUCUACAGGACCUGUUCUUUUGGCCCGUCCCAAUAUUUGUCAGAUUCAGCAAAAAUAUUUCCCUGCACAUUGGUCUGCUGAAGCUGUUACUGAAGCAUUAGAGAGAGGAGAUGCAUUUAAAGCAUUAUUUCGUGUAAAUGCUUUCAACAGACUUGAGGCCUAUUGCAAAAUUGAUGGAGUGCAAACGGACGUUCUCAUUAGUGGAUCGGUGGCUCAAAAUAGAGCUGUUGAAGGAGACAUAGUCGCUAUUGUCAUUGAUCAUCCAUCACUGUGGACUAAAAUGAAAGGGUUUAAUGAAAAUGCCAAUCAUUCUGCAUUGAUUGAUGAUUGUGUGUGUCAACCUGAAGCUGUUGAAUAUGCGCGGGAUAGUUCCAAAGGAAAAAGCAAGUUAGAUCCUGAGGAUGAUCAUGAUUGUUCUAGGAAUUAUUCAGUUCCAGCUGAGAAGAGAAUUUAUUAUGAAAAUGAGAGUUCAGUCAGAGAAAUGGCUCACUUAGAUUCAACAGAAGUUUCAGAGAAUGGUUACAUAAAUGGAUAUCAUCCAUCUACAUCUUAUUCAUCUAGUGCAGAUUAUUCUGUUAGUGUAAGUGAUGAUGGAAAUGCAGUAGAGAAGUUGUGUGCCGUGGUGAGUUCAUUUUCAUCAAAACGACCAACUGGUAAAGUUGUGGCUGUUAUUGAAAGCUCUCUCAGACGGGACACGGUUGUUGGUUUCCUAAGUGUGAAGCAGCGGAUUUAUGGCAGGGAGAGUAACAAAAAAGAGUCUAGGAAGAAUAAACAUCGAUUAACUGCUUUAAAUCGUGGACACAUCCUGUUAACUCCAAACGAUCCCAAAUUUACCAAAAUGACAGUCCCUGUGAAAAACCUUCCAGAAUGCAUCAAGAAACGAUUGGAUUCUGGAGAUGCAACAGUUGAAAUGGACCUUGUAGCUGCACGAAUUGUUAACUGGGGUGAAGAAAGUUAUAUUCCAGAAGCUCAUGUGAUGCAUAUGUUUGGAAGAGGUAGUGAUGUAGAAGCGCAGAUUGCUGCUAUUUUAUUUGAAAAUGCAAUCGACCCUUCUGAGUUUUCUUCUGAAGUACUUUCCUGCCUUCCUCACAUUCCUUGGAAGGUACCAGUGGAGGAAUUACAGAAAAGAAGAGAUUUGAGAAAUUUAUGUGUUUUUACCAUUGACCCUGCCUCUGCCAUCGAUCUUGAUGAUGCACUAUCGGUUGACAGGUUAUCCGAUGGUGUUUUCAGAGUAGGGGUCCACAUAGCUGACGCUUCGUAUUUUGUACUACCCGACACAGCUUUAGAUAUUGAUGCUCAAAUCAGGUCAACAAGUGUUUACCUGUUGCGGACUAAAUUGCCAAUGUUGCCCCCAUUGCUUUCAGAGAAUCUAUGUUCACUUAAGCCUGGAGUAGACAGACUGGCCUUCUCUAUUUUUUGGGACAUCAAUCCUGCUGGAGAGGUCCUAGAUCGCUGGAUAGGCCGCACAAUCAUAAAGUCUUGCUGCAAGCUCUCUUACGAACAUGCUCAGGAGAUCAUUGAUGGGGCAUUUGAUAAUCGUGGUUCUAUUUCUAUAGGAAAUCACUGGCCCCAGUUACAUGGUCAAUUUAAAUGGUUUGAUGUAAUUGGGUCUGUUAGAAGCCUACAUGAGAUUUCAAAAGUCUUGAAGGAGAAUAGAUUUACUCAUGGGGCCCUGUCACUUGAAAGCCCUAAAAUGGAUUUCGUAUUUGAUGAAGAUGGUGUUCCCUAUGAUAGUGUGUUCUCAGAACGGAAGGAGUCGAACUUUCUUGUGGAGGAGUUCAUGCUUUUGGCCAAUAGGACAGUUGCAGAAAUAAUAACGAGGGCUUAUCCUACUAGUGCCCUGUUGAGAAGGCACCCUGAACCUAAUGUACGUAAACUCAAAGAGUUUGAAACGUUUUGCAACAAACAUGGACUACAUUUGGAUGUUUCUUCUUGUGGGCACCUUCAUCAUUCGUUGGAGCGUAUAAAGCGAGAGCUUGAAUAUGACUCUGUGCUGUUUGAUAUUCUGAUGUCUUAUGCUGCAAGGCCGAUGCAAUUGGCUGCAUACUUCUGCAGCGGUGAUUUUAACUAUGCUGAAGAGGGUUGGGGUCACUAUGCCCUUGCCAUACCUCUUUACACUCACUUCACUUCUCCACUACGUCGAUAUCCGGAUAUUAUAGUGCAUCGCACACUUGCUGCAGCUAUAGACGCUGAAGAGAUGUACUGGAAACAAAGGAUGCUCCAAAAAUUGAAAGGAGAAGACGCUGUAAUCCGAUAUUUUACCGGUAUAUGCUUUGACAAAGAUACCAUGGAAUCACCUGAAGCUCAAGCAGCUUUAUCUGCUGCAGCUGCAAAGCACCGGGUUCCAGGUACUGAAAUCCUUGCUGAUGUAGCUGGUCAUUGUAAUGAGAGGAAGCUGGCUAGCAGGCGUGUAAAGGAUGCUAUGCAUAAACUCUACAUGUGGAAUCUGUUGAAAAAGAAAGAGAUAUUGUUUUCAGAGGCCAGAGUUUUGGGUAUUGGACCAAAGUUUAUGUCAAUAUAUAUUCUCAAGCUUGCUAUUGAACGGCGUAUAUAUUAUGAUGAAGUUGAAGGUCUGAAAGUGGAAUGGCUUGAAAAUACAUCAACGUUGGUGCUCAGUCAGUUUUUAAAUAAACGGUCCAAUAAAAGGAGUAGCCCCGGCAAGUUUAGGCCACUUGAUGAAGUAGCUUUGAUCGCUGAUCCAUGUGAUUUGAAGCCGGAAAUGAAUCUGUCUGAAUGGGAUGAUAAAGAGGAUGGUGAGUCAAAAUUAGACGGGGAGAUUCUUAAAUCAGAUGUUUCAGGCAUAAUCAAUAUUGAACCUGCUGUUUUCCCCCUCACCGUUCGACUCCUAUCGACAAUUCCUGUUACGCUUCAUGCUGUUGGGGGUGAUAACGGGCCCCUUGAUAUUGGGACAAGAUUGUAUAUUAGUUCAUAUCUAUAG